Messenger RNA from Clupea harengus (Atlantic herring), 3233 nucleotides. RefSeq names its product UFM1-specific ligase 1 (gene ufl1). Gene Ontology annotation, molecular function: UFM1 ligase activity. Gene Ontology annotation, cellular component: endoplasmic reticulum membrane. The record is from RefSeq and is a predicted model, not a curated record. NCBI's taxonomy places the organism in Eukaryota, Metazoa, Chordata, Actinopteri, Clupeiformes, Clupeidae. Gene Ontology annotation, biological process: response to endoplasmic reticulum stress; regulation of proteasomal ubiquitin-dependent protein catabolic process; protein K69-linked ufmylation.
GUAUUACGUUUCUAAGCUGACGUGGGACUGCUUAGCAUGCUGAUUGUCAACACUGUGAAAACCUAGGCUAACCAAUUCAACCUGCUUUCUACCAGUCUGUUGCAACUUAUGGGAACACGACAGUGUUCUAUCAACAUAAUAAUUAAGUAAACUCACUAGACACCACGAUGGCAGCUGAUUGGGAGGAAAUUAGGCGACUCGCUGCAGACUUUCAAAGAGCACAAUUUGCAGACACUGUGCAAAGAUUAUCAGAAAGGAAUUGCAUAGAAAUCGUUGCUAAACUUGUGGAAGAAAAGAAACUAGAUGUUGUUCAUACGCUGGACGGAAAAGAGUACAUUACACCAAGUCAGAUUACCAGAGAAAUCCGAGAUGAACUCUAUAUUCAUGGAGGUCGAGUUAACAUUGUGGACCUACAAAAAAUCAUUAAUGUGGAUUUGGUACAUGUUGAAAAGAGAGCCAAUGAAAUAGCAAAAUCAGAUAGAAACAUUCAGCUGGUUCUCGGGCAGCUAAUUGACGAGAACUACCUAAAUCGCCUUGCAGAGGAGGUUAAUGAUAAAUUACAAGAGGCUGGCCAGGUAACCAUCCCUGAACUCUGCAAAAACUAUGAUCUGCCUGGUGAUUUCCUUACAGAGGAGCUGUCUAUGCGCCUGGGCAAAAUCAUCCAGGGCCAAAUGGACCAAUACAACAGGGGGGUCAUUUUCACCGAGGCCUUUGUGCUGCGUCACAAAGCACGAAUCCGAGGGCUUUUCAGUGCAGUCACCCGGCCAACACCCGUUAAUACUCUCAUCGGUGUCCACGGGUUUCAGGAGCAUCUUCUUUAUUCUGUGCUCGAGGAGCUGGUGAACAGUGGCCGUGUGAAAGGCACAGUGGUGGGGGGCCGACAGGACAAAGCCGUCUACAUCCCUGACAUCUACUCCAAGACACAGAGCAACUGGGUGGACUCUUUCCUCAAGCAGAACGGAUAUCUUGAGUUUGAAGCCCUGACUCGACUGGGCAUCCCAGAUCCUAUUAACUACAUUAAGAAGCGCUUUAAGUCCAGCAAACUGCUCUUCCUGAAGUCAGCCUGUGUGGGUCAGGCUUUAGUUGACCAGCUGGAAGCGUCAGUGGAAGAGGCAGUGAGCUCAGCCACUUGGACAGAUUUACAGCCAAUCCUACCCAGCAGUUUGUCCAAUGACGAUGUUGGCAUCCUAAUAAGCCAAGUCAUGAGAACGACAAAUGUGCAGUCAUCUGCCCGGGUCCUGAGCGGCAGCGUGGUGGUCAGUGAGAAGUUCAUCAGCAACUGCGUGACUCUGUUUGACGAGGCCAUGCAGCACAAAGCACAGAAGGAAGUCAAGAGCAAUCCAGUAUUUUUGAUCACAGAAGAGGAUCUUAGGCAGCCAUCUGUGCUGGCUAAUAACACUGCCACCUCCAAAAAAGACAAGAGGGACGACCGUAAGAAGAAAGCUGCAGAGGGUGGUGGCAGUGUGAAGGGGGGUGGCGGGGGCAAUGCCCGGGAGAUCAGGAUCCGCAAGACCAAGAAAAAGGGGAUGAGAAAAGAUGACGACAGUGAUGAUGAGGCGGGAGCCACCACACAAAAUGCCAGUCGACAGGCGGAGAUUCCUUUCAUGUCUGUUGAUGAGAUUGUGGGCUUCCUGGAGGAGAAGGUGUGUGAUUGCUCCGAGGACAUGCUGCUGGAUCUGGCAGAACAUUUACUGAGGCCUUUGGCAAAGACAUACCAGGAAGUGGUGCGAACAACCUUUCUGUCCUCAAGCUCAUCAGGUUCAGGGGGCAACCGCAAGAAGAAUGUAAAGGACCUUCAGGAAGAGGUCACUAACUUGUACAACAACAUCAAGCUGUUUGAUAAGGGCACAAAGAUCUUCUCAGAUGACACCCAAGUAAACAUCGCCAAGCAUGUGCUGAAGACUGUGUGCUCCGAUGUCACCAACAUCCUUGUCAAUUUUGUGGCAUCGGAUGGCAUGAUCACUUCGGACGGCUCGGGUGCCAUUACUAAUGAGGUCCGAUCGAAGAUCUUGGGAAAGAUGCCCAAUGAGACCAAGGCUCCUCUAAUGAAGCUGCAUAACUCUCUGAAUGGAAAAAGUAUUGAGGACUUUAUUACCAAUUUAGAAGCCACUUCCGAGGAAUGUGGGUUCAUGCUGAAGAGAGGAGACAAGAAGAGGGAGAGGCAGGCCCUCUUUCAGCACCGGCAGGCCCUGCUGGAGCAGCUGAAGCUGACGGAGGAUCCUGCGCUGGUGCUGCACCUGACCAGCGUGCUGCUCUUCCAGGCCACCACCCACUGCAUGCUGCACGCGCCCGGACGCUGCGUGCCCCAGAUCAUAGGCACCUUGGUCGGCAAGAUCCCUGAGGAUCAGCACAAGCUGCUGUCACGGUACCAGGCACUGGUGGUGAGAGAGCUGGUGGGCCAGAGCCAGAGCCAGGGGAAGAAGCAGGAGCAAGAAGGAGGGGACGGCAGUGUGGACGACGCCGAGGCCAUCCACAAAGAGUUGCUCUCAUUGACCGCAGAAGUCAAAGACCUCGUCUUCUCACAGAAAAAAAACUCGGUCACAGAGGAAUAAAAACUAUAGAACCGACAACCGAAUGGAUAAAUAAUUUAAUAAAACAAAUUAGGUAAACCAAAUAUUUGACGCCCCUGCUUGGACAAGUGAAGGUCGAAAUUUGAUGGGAUCCCAAGUAGUUCCGGUAUCUGGCAGGAAACAUUGCUGCAUUUGAUUCCAGCCUUAACUCUGCAAACAGCCUGUGCUCCCAUUGUAAGAGACUUUAGCUGUGAAGAGAUGAUGUCCUCAUGCUACACACACUGAGGAAAGAAGAGCCAUCCAAGAGCAAAAGGUGGUUCUCUUUAGAAAAUACACAUAAUACAGUAGAAUGCUUGGCCAAAGCCAAGGACUUUCAACUAAUUUGGUUUAAUUUACAUUUGUCACUGUUUAACAUUGUGGGAAAUGUUUGUGGAAAAAAAAGCAACCUCAAAGAGGCGGUACUGUAAAUCCACCCUUGCACUGAAAAGUGCUUAUAUGUCUGUCAGUGAAUUGUACACCUCGCCUAAAAGGGAUAAUUCACCCACAAAUUAACAUUGUGUUACUCAACAUCCAUUUGUCAGGACCUUAUUUGUUUCUCGGCAACCCACAAAAAAUGAGCUAUCUAACAGAAUUAAUCUUGUCUUUAUAAAUGUGCACAGUACUGCUGCUUCUACUAUGCAACUCUUGUUUGUUUGUCACAGAAUAAAAAAGCAAGGUUGUCUA